UCCCGGCUCGGUCCGCCACCAUCCCAGCAUGCCUCUGCCUCCGGAAGAGCGGCGGGGGCGGGGCCUUUCUGUACGCCGCUCCAGUUUUCUCUGUAGUAGGGCCGGUGGAGCUGGUUGCUGGGGCAGGGGACUGUGGCGCCGUCGCUGCGGAGCGCGGCACAGCAGGAUGUUUCGCCUUCGAGUUCUUGCUGCUGUGGCAGGCUUAGAGGCUGUUUCCCGAUGUUAUCAUGGAAUGGCACAUCCCACCAGAAGCAGGCAAAGACUUAUGAUGGCAGCUUUCAUAGGAACAACUGCAGCAACAGCGAGUGCUGGACUCCUAUGGAAGAGAGCCCAUGCAGAAGCACCGUCAUCUGUAAAACACAAUGCAAGGACAGAAACUAAUGAAAAAGUGAAGGAUCAAGAAGAAGAGGAGAAUGGCGAUGAUAGAAAGACUGUCGAGUCAAGUGGUGGAGGGGCUCAGCCCGAAGAGAAGAAGAAGAAACAACGUUCUGGAUUUAGAGAUCGUAAGGUGAUGGAGUAUGAGAACAGGAUACGGGCCUACUCCACUCCAGACAAAAUCUUCAGAUACUUUGCCACCUUAAAAGUAAUACAUGAGCAUGGAGAAUCCGAGGUUUUUAUGACACCACAAGAUUUUGUGAGAUCCAUUACUCCUAAUGAAAAACAACCAGAACACCUAGGUCUGGAUCAGUUUGUAGUGAAGCGGUAUGAUGGAAAGAAGUUAUCCCAAGAACGAGAGAAGUUUGCUGAUGAAGACAGUAUAUUUUAUACACUUGGAGAAUGUGGACUCAUCUCUUUUUCUGACUACAUCUUCCUCACUACAGUUCUCUCCACUCCCCAGAGGAAUUUUGAAAUUGCCUUCAAGAUGUUUGAUUUGAAUGGUGAUGGUGAAGUGGACAUGGAGGAGUUUGAACAGGUCCAGAGCAUUAUUCGCUCUCAAACCAGCAUGGGCAUGCGUCACCGAGAUCGUUCUACUACAGGAAAUACUCUAAAGACUGGCUUCAACUCUGCCCUGACAACAUACUUUUUUGGAUCUGAUCUGAAAGGAAAGCUGACAAUCUCAAACUUCUUAGAGUUCCAGCGCAAACUUCAGCAUGACGUUCUGAAGCUUGAGUUUGAACGGCAUGACCCUGUGAAUGGGCGGAUCACCGAGCGUCAGUUUGGUGGUAUGCUGCUGGCCUAUAGUGGAGUGCAGUCAAAGAAGCUCACUCUCAUGCUGAAGCAACUCAGGAAACAUUUUCAAGAAGGAGAGGGGCUGACGUUUGAGGAGGUGGAAAGCUUUUUUACUUUUCUGAAGAAUAUAAAUGAUGUGGACACAGCUUUGAGCUUUUACCACAUGGCUGGAGCUUCUCUUGAUAAAGUUACCAUGCAGCAGGUAGCCAGGACAGUGGCAAAAGUGGAGCUCUCAGACCAUGUGUGUGAUGUGGUGUUUGCUCUUUUUGAUUGUGACGGGAAUGGAGAGUUGAGUAACAAGGAGUUUGUUGCCAUUAUGAAGCAGCGACUUAUGAGAGGUUUGGAGAAACCCAAAGACAUGGGAUUUACACGACUCAUGAGGGCAUUGUGGAAAUGCGCGCAGGAGACAGCUUGGGACUUUGCUAUGCCCAAACAAUAACUGCAGCAAAUGGAAGAACCUGGUUUACAACAUGUUAUUGGGGCCAUAAAUCUAUCUGUACUGCUCCUGCAAAACAUGCCAUUGUCAGAUGCUCUGCAGAUGAACACUCUUCACACAAAAAUCUACUGAAUGAUAACAGACCCAUUGCUACAUUGAACUAGAAAAAAACCACCCAAAAGACACAGACUAUUAACAACUGGAGUUUUUCCAAACACCAGAACAGAAAUUGGAGCCUAUUGUAUCUUCUGCUUUAAUUUUUCCACUGUUGAUGCCUCUUUAAUAUUAAUCUCUCAGGAAAAUUACAAGAAUAAUUAGUUCUGUGUAUUGCAGCCACCAGUUUCAUCUCCAUGGUACGCUCCAGUGUCCAACAAACCCAGGAUUUUAUGUAGAAUUGAAUAUGGAUAGCUUCAGAGAACAACAUUGGUCGGAAUAGUCCCAUAUGUGUCAAGCAGUGGGACAGAAAUGCCUAGCAAAUAUACUAGUAACAAAU
Malaclemys terrapin pileata is the source of this 2099-nucleotide messenger RNA. RefSeq names its product mitochondrial calcium uptake 1 (gene MICU1). Lineage: Eukaryota; Metazoa; Chordata; Testudines; Emydidae. Gene Ontology annotation, cellular component: uniplex complex. The transcript is spliced from 12 exons. Bases 29 to 1609 code for a protein of 526 amino acids. The record is from RefSeq and is a predicted model, not a curated record. Gene Ontology annotation, molecular function: calcium ion binding. Gene Ontology annotation, biological process: mitochondrial calcium ion homeostasis; calcium import into the mitochondrion.